Messenger RNA from Saccostrea cuccullata (small rock oyster), 1275 nucleotides. Its product is annotated as polyunsaturated fatty acid 5-lipoxygenase-like. NCBI's taxonomy places the organism in Eukaryota, Metazoa, Mollusca, Bivalvia, Ostreida, Ostreidae. The record is from RefSeq and is a predicted model, not a curated record. Gene Ontology annotation, molecular function: oxidoreductase activity, acting on single donors with incorporation of molecular oxygen, incorporation of two atoms of oxygen; metal ion binding; protein binding. The coding region runs from base 1 to 1275 and encodes 424 amino acids. The transcript is spliced from 9 exons. Gene Ontology annotation, biological process: lipid oxidation.
AUGACCAGCUACGAAAUUCAAGUGAAGACAGGGGAUAGACUGGGAGCGGGUACAGAUGCCAACAUAGAGAUAGUUCUACUGGGAAGCUGUGGGGAGCAAACAGAGUCGGCCAAUAUCGACUGUUUGUUUAAAGAUGACUUUGAACGAUGCAAGACCGAUGUCUUUACUAUACAAGAUGAGACAGAUAUUCCUGAAGUAAAUGAGAUCAAGUUACGAAGAAACAAAGCGGGUUUAUUCAGCGAUUGGUUCGUUGAAAAAGUAGAAGUAACCAAUCAGAAAAGCGGAAAGACUAGUGUUUUCCCAAUACUUCGGUGGAUUCGCCCUGACGUUGACCUCUAUGUUGGACGAUAUGAUGUCUCUCUGCCACAGUUUGAUCCUCGGCCGCAACAGCGCAGUGCUGAGUUGGAUGAGAAAAGAAGCUUCUACGAGUAUGAGGAGAAAAAGCCAGGAUUACCCGUACAGGUUAAAAAUGUUCCUGAGGAUGAAGUGUUCUCUUUUUCUUAUAAGUUUGAUCUGCUACAAAGAAAAUACAGUUUGAAGGCGGGAAAAGCCUUGGAGAUGAUUUUUGGUGAUGGAUCAUGGAAAACUUUAGACGACUUGACAGGUGUCUAUUCAGAAACAUUUGGAGAACCGAAGGGGAUGCAGGAUUGGGAGAGUGAUAUAAGUUUUGGAUGGCAGCGAUUAAACAGUGUCAACCCCAAUCUGAUUCGGCUCUGUACACAUAUACCAGACAAGUUCGGGGUGACCGAAGAAAUGAUCAAACCUUUUCUAGAUGGAUUGACUUUAUCCCAAGCUAUCACUGACAAACGUCUGUUUAUCAUUGAUCUUGAAAUAUUGGAUGGAAUUUCUCUAGUCGAUGGUUAUAUUUGUCCGAUUCCCAUCGCCCUCUUCUUCGUUAACAGUAAAAAUCAACUAUUGCCAGUUGCGAUACAACUUUUUCAACAGAAGGGAUCUGACAAUCCAGUGUUUCUGCCCAGUGAUCCACCUUAUACAUGGUUAAUGGCCAAAAUGUGGUACAACGUAGGGGACUCAAAUUAUCACCAAGCGAUAACUCAUCUAGGUUACACCCAUCUAGCAACGGAAGGCGUGUGUAUAGCGGCAAAUAGAUGUCUGUCUCCUUCCCAUCCCAUGUUUAAACUGUUGGCUCCACAUCUUCUCUACAUUAUUGCUAUCAAUGACCGUGCUAUCGACGUCCUUGUGUCUCCUGAAGGAUUUAUUGAUGAAGCAAUGGUGAUGGGAAGCAAGGGUGUUGUUGAACUAACAGCAAAAGGGUGA